GUCACUGUUGUAGAAAAAAAAUCUCCACGAGAUAAAUGCUUUUAUUGAGCUGUAUUAUAACUGUAUGACCUUCCCACGACUUUGUCUUGGAUCUAAAGACCAAAAGAAACGGACGCGUUGCGAGGUGUCUUGUUCUACAAAACAUGCAAAAAGCCAAAGUUAGAAAAGUCAGCACAGAUACCCUCACUUCUAAUUUACCUGAAGAACGAAGAGAACAGCUCUGUGGCUUACUGGGGAAUGUGGAACUGGCUCUUCUCUACAAAGCUUCAGUUCAUGGAUAUCAAGCUUCUGUCUUCCACCAGCAAUGUGACCGUCAGGGUCCCACUUUACUUGUAGCCUACAACAAUUCAGGCUACAUCUUUGGUGGAUACACUAGUGUAGAUUAUGCUCGAAGUGGCCGGGAAAUUACAGAUGAGGAAGCUUUCCUGUUCAGUUUUACAAGUGGAACCUCAAGCUACAUCAAAGUUAACAGUGGAUAUAACGCACGUUAUGAUGAUGAUAAAUGGCCCAACUUUGGACAGCAGCUGUACUUUUGCUACAACAACCAGCCAGCUGUGAAUUAUCAACGAGGGAAUGCAUUCAACAUUAAUACCUCAUCAAUGUAUGGCAAUGACACUCAGCUGAGUGAAUGUGAGGUGUAUAAAGUGGAACAGGAGCCUGAAGUCAGCGUUGAGGAGAAACCAUGGAGGAAUGUUCUAUGUACACCGGAACGAAGAGCAGAGCUCAUGGAAAUGAUCAGGAACCAUAAACCCCUGAUGACGUCUGUGAAUCGGGUCAGAAUCCUAAUGAUCGGUCCUGUAGGUGCUGGAAAAUCCAGUUUCUUCAACUCCAUCAACUCUAUCUUCACUGGUCAUGUGACUAGUAAAGCCAUGUCAGGAUCUGCAGGCACUAGCCUAACUGUGCAGUUUCGCACAUAUCCAAUGAAUGACGGUCGUGAGGGAAAGCCGUUGCCAUUUGUGUUGUGUGACACCAUGGGACUCGAGGAGCAAUCAGGUGCAGGACUGGAUAUUGAGGACAUCAGCAGCAUUCUUCAAGGUCACGUACCAGACCGCUAUAAAUUCAACCCCAUGGCACCGUUUCAACCUGAUGAGCAAAAGGCCUCCAGACCUGCAUCUCUUCAGGAGAAGAUCCACUGUGUGGUGUAUGUGAUAGACGCCACCAAAAUCUCCCUCAUGUCUGACAAACUACAGGAAAAACUUGCUUCCAUACGCAGAAAAGUGAACUCACUGGGCAUCGCUCAGAUCGUCUUGAUGACAAAAGUAGAUGAAGCAUGUCCUCGAGUGGAGGAAAAUCUUCAAAGUCUUUAUGUCAGUUCCUACAUCAAGUCGAAGGUGCAGGAGGUGAGCUCUCGGUUGGGUGUGCCGGUGUCUUGUGUGUUACCGGUGAAGAACUACAGUCAGGAGCUGGAGCUGGAGCUCAACUGUGACGUCCUGCUGCUCACCGCUCUACAGCAGAUGCUUCGCUUUGCAGAUGACUAUUUUGAUGAUAUACGUCCUGUUGAGGGCAACCCUAAAUAAUUUUUUUGGGGCUCCUGUGACUUUAAGCUCUGUAAAAGGACUAAUAAAGUUUGACUAUUUUGUACAUUUGUUUUGGCAAUAAUGUAAACUCAGUGGAAAUAUAAUCAAAAUUUGCUAAACAUAAAAUAACAAAUGAAGAUCUGCUACCCACCUUAAUUUUAACAUAAAAGUGGGCGUGAUUUAUAAAUUGAUUGUGUGGUGAUAAGUGUGAUCCGCUUCCAGUUAUUUUAGCUGUACAAUAAUAGCCCGCAUAUAUCACAAUAGUUCUCUAUGCAUCAAAGUUAACAGUGGAUGAUGCUGGAGGGCCCAACUUUGGCCUACAGUUGUGCUUCUGCUACAACAACCAACCACUUGUGCAAAAUGUACAUCAGUAUAAUGCAUUCAAUUUUAUUGCUGCAACACUAUAUAAGAAUUACACUCGGCUGAGUGAUUGUUAGUUGUACAAUGUGGAGCAAAGUCAUUCAUUAGAAAAAUAUAGUUAUGUACAAUAAAAAUGCUAUAAACUUCAGCUCCUUUCAAUAAUUACUAAUUUAAUGUCAACUGUUUACAUUACUCAUGCAGUUGCUGUUGUAUUUGUUUGUUACAUUCCUGUGCCAUGAUUAGUA
Messenger RNA from Sinocyclocheilus grahami, 2122 nucleotides. RefSeq names its product interferon-induced protein 44-like. Gene Ontology annotation, molecular function: GTP binding. The record is from RefSeq and is a predicted model, not a curated record. Gene Ontology annotation, biological process: immune response. Lineage: Eukaryota; Metazoa; Chordata; Actinopteri; Cypriniformes; Cyprinidae. The coding region runs from base 144 to 1517 and encodes 457 amino acids. The transcript has 8 exons.